AUGGCGUCCAGGGAAUCUACGGAAGAAAUUGAGCUCUUUUGUCGGAUUUUUAACGGUGUGCACGGAUCAGUUGACAAAGGUCUUUUAACUAACAGCAACGAGUGCGUUGUUGUUAAGCAUAUUCGAUUAAGUAUCCACCAACCGCAGCGUGAACUGCAAAUUCAACGCUUAAAAGCGAAUUUCGAUUUCACCGCCACCUUGCAGCAUCGGAAUCUGGUACGUGAGAUCCAUCACCAGGAAUGCGAACACGACAAGGAUUUGGCUAUUAACCUUGAGCCUUGGAGAUACGAAGUCAUCAUGGAGUUCGUUGCAGGUGAGAAUCUGCACGAUUUCUCGAGUACGAACGUGAUAACCGCGCCGCAGUUGCAGGACAUAGUCGUCCAAAUGGUUGCCGGCCUGGACUAUCUGCACGCACACCGCUACGCUCACCGCGAUUUGCGGGGCGCCAACAUAAUGAUUUCUAUCAACGCUCAGGGUGAUCCGCAUAUCCAAUUCACCGGCAUGGGACACGUCGCCGUCGCGCUGGACCGGCCCAGCGGAGCGCAGCGAGAGCGGGGAGCGUGGCUGUUUCUGGCGCCCGAGCGAAUCACCGGCGAAUGCAUCCUGGACGAGUCCGGCGAAGUGGCCCUGCGCGGCGAUAUGUGGAGUCUGGGUUGUGUCGUGCUGGAGGUGAUUAACGGCGGUUGGCCGGAGUUCUGUCAAGAAGACGGCGACGGAGAGCGGCGUCUCCUAACGGACGACGUGAAGGUGCUGCUGUUCGUCGGCAACGGAGGUGUGCCGACUGUUUCCGCGUUGCUUCCCACCGAGAUACAGGACUUUGUCGGCAAGUGUCUGUGCCGCAAUCCGCGUGAACGCUGCAUGACUAAGGAGUUAAAAAUGAAUGCGUUUCUGAAUUGCUGCAAGGAUACCGUGUCGCAAUGGGAUCUGCCGCAACGGGUCAGACAGGAAGCCGAUCCCUUCCUCUACCGGAACUGCAGCCGCUUCCGCCGAUAG
This is a messenger RNA of Paramacrobiotus metropolitanus, 993 nucleotides long. RefSeq lists its product as uncharacterized. Gene Ontology annotation, molecular function: protein serine/threonine kinase activity; protein tyrosine kinase activity; ATP binding. Gene Ontology annotation, biological process: protein phosphorylation. The coding region runs from base 1 to 993 and encodes 330 amino acids. The record is from RefSeq and is a predicted model, not a curated record. Lineage: Eukaryota; Metazoa; Tardigrada; Eutardigrada; Parachela; Macrobiotidae. Gene Ontology annotation, cellular component: cytoplasm. The transcript has 2 exons.